This is a messenger RNA of Solenopsis invicta (red fire ant), 1239 nucleotides long. RefSeq lists its product as uncharacterized. The coding region runs from base 1 to 1239 and encodes 412 amino acids. NCBI's taxonomy places the organism in Eukaryota, Metazoa, Arthropoda, Insecta, Hymenoptera, Formicidae. The transcript has a single exon. The record is from RefSeq and is a predicted model, not a curated record.
AUGACCGAUCGAAUUAAAUUUAUCCUUCAGAAACGAGCGUCAUUAAAAUCACAAAUUACGGGUCUAACAAACAUAAUCGAACGCGAACGAUAUGAUAAAACCGCGUUAAAGUUGCGUAUGACACGAAUCACAGAAUUAUACCAUGCCUACGAAGAAUUUAAUGACGAGCUCAUGCUCUUAGAGUCAAACGACAAUCACAACGACGAAUUCACAAGCGUACAAGACAGAUAUUAUUUGUUAGCCGCCAAGGUUAAUGAAAUUAUAAAGCCGAACGAGCCGCCGCCCGACGCAAUCGCCGGACCCUCGAACGUCGUAUUAGCCACCGAAAACGCGGGAAAUACUGUGACCACAAAACGAAAAAUAAAACUACCGGAAACAGCUUUACCGACCUUUGAUGGCCGAUAUGAAGAGUGGCUAACGUUUAAAAAUACUUUCCUCGAAAUGAUAGACGUACGAACGGAUCUCGCCGAUACGAAGAAACUGCAAUAUCUGAAAUCCGCAUUAAAAGGCGACGCAGCCAAUAAGAUCAAACUCUUAACCAUCGAAGGCGCGAGCUACAGUAAAGCGUGGGAAUUGCUGACUCGUGCAUACGAAGUAAAACGAAUUUUGAUUUCGCGACACCUCACGCUGCUCAAUAAUUUACCCGCGUUAGAAAAGGAGACCACGGAUGGCCUGUCUAGACUUGCCGACGACACGCAGCAACAUGUCGCAUCAUUGAACGCGCUAGGGGUCAAUGUGGCAUCUGAGAGUUUAGUGAACCUGUUAGAAAGUAAGUUACCAAAGAACACCGCUGAAAAAUGGGAAGAAACGCUUGAUCGAGACGAAUUUCCGAAAAUAGACGACCUAUACAAAUUCUUAUAUCGAACCGCAGUCCGUGUUUCUAAACGCACCCGAAUAGAGAGCAACAGACGAGAAGACGAUAAAUCGUCAACGGCGGGAAAACGGGCGCGACUAACUAGCAAGGCCUUCGUAGUCAAUAAUUGCACCGCUUGCGGGAUUAAACAACAUCCGUUAUUUAAAUGCGACAAGUUCAGACAGCUAGACAUUUCUAAACGCAUUGAAAUAGUAAGAAAGGCCAGACUGUGUUACAAUUGCAUGCGUUCUCAUGUAGGUAAAACAUGCAAAUACACGAAUUGUACUAUUUGCCACAAACGACAUAAUACAUUGCUACACCUCGAAAGAAAAACAAACGCGGAAGGUUCCGGCGCGACCGACUCAAAAACGGCAAAAGACGAAUGA